Messenger RNA from Serinus canaria (Common canary), 8945 nucleotides. It is a transcript of the gene FOXO3, whose product is annotated as forkhead box O3. The coding region runs from base 3091 to 4740 and encodes 549 amino acids. Gene Ontology annotation, cellular component: mitochondrial matrix; nucleus. Gene Ontology annotation, biological process: regulation of transcription by RNA polymerase II. The record is from RefSeq and is a predicted model, not a curated record. Lineage: Eukaryota; Metazoa; Chordata; Aves; Passeriformes; Fringillidae. Gene Ontology annotation, molecular function: RNA polymerase II cis-regulatory region sequence-specific DNA binding; DNA-binding transcription factor activity, RNA polymerase II-specific. The transcript has 3 exons.
GCCAGGUAGACCUGCAUGAUAAAUGCUGGAAUCGAUGUCCCUCCAUUGUUCAGAGACAGAAGGUUACCUAAAACAGUCAUGCAGCAAUUGACAUUGUCUAGAAUAGAUCUAUUAGUGUCAAUAUUUGUACAUAUUUAAAAUUUGAGCAUAUUUAAAAUAGGAAGCUCAAGAGUCAGAGGUUGGCUUCUCCUCUUACCUGUGUGUUUGAAAGUACCCGGUUAAUGCCAGUAAAAAUUAAAUCACCUUAGUGGCAGCUAUAUCUGAUGUAUUGUACUGGCUUGAACAAACACUGAGUGAGACUGAGGCUGGGGACGAGGAAUGUCCUGGUGCUCCUGCCCUGGGACAUCCUGCCUCUGCUUGGUAUUGUCCUGGUGAAGUGAGUGGUGUCUUACUCUCGAGGCCAUUUUGUAUUCGGGUCAUUUUGGUGGUGCUACACUACUUUGCUGUAAUCCUGGGAGAUUAGGGGAGGCUGGGCACGUGCUGGUGCAUUUAGAAAGGCGAGUGAUUAGGGUUAGCUGUGUGGUUUUGUGAAAGCUCUUUGUGCUGAUGUGAACAAAGUAGCAGUCCAGAGUUGGAAGGUAGGCAGCUCUGCGGCAGCCCCCCUGCACCCUCCUGCAGCGGCUGGGUGGGUUUCAGCCGGCUCACCUGGGGUGGAUGGGGUGAACAAGUGUGAAACCACCCCAGAAAACUACGGUGGGUGUGCUGGCUUCAAAGGGAGGCUGAAGGGAUUGCCUUGGAGAUAGGGAAAACUGAGGACAAGCAGCCAAAGCAUUUCUCUAGGUGGCAGCCUCCUAAAGGUGCCCUGCUAGAUUUUGGCAGCCAGCUAUUUUGUGUGGAAGUAUGGAAAAUCUUUUGUGAGGAUUGUUUCUUACUUGCACUGCAGUUAAAGUUGGUCUUGGUGUAGUGGCGAAUUGCCAAAGGAGAAACUGAAAGUGUUUCCUAAUGCAAGUUGCUACUUAGACUUAAGUCUCUGCAUGUUCUUGUUUCUCUCCCACUUUUUAAAAAAGCCUUACUACUCUGUCUGUCACAGAAAAUGUGCCCAAGGGCAGCGUUACAAAAUGGCAAUAUUACUUUGCUUUAGAGGCAAGGGGCCCUCCUUGUUUGGAGGUGCCCUGUCUGAAGAAGGGCAAGCUCUGAGCAUCCUCCCACUGCUGAUUUGUUCCCCUUUCGAUGGAAAACUGCUAUUCCCAAAUUGGCUCUGGAAAGGGGCACAAUUUGGCCAGGCCCUAGAACAGGAGGUGCAUCCAGGUCCUGCACACAGUGACGAUCCCGAUAAAGACCCGGCCGAUAGCAGCGCUAAGGGAGCUGCAGGGAUGUUUUGGAUGUGGCUUUUCUUGGGACUGACAAUAUGUGCAUAGCGCAGCGGUUCAGGAGCAAAAUGAAGUGGUCGAGUAAUGUGCAUAGUCGUGCAGUUUUCUGUACUGCUGGCUCAGCACACCAUGAGUUAAGUGAAGAUUAUGCUUAACCUUUUAUUUGCUCUUCUUUUUGUGCUUCUACAAACUUAGGCUGUUCGGUUACAAUUUCCUGAGUAUUGCCACACACCAAGCUUGGAAAAUGAGGUGCAUUUAGCCAAUUUAUGGCCUGACAUAUGUUAAUUAACAUUAAUUACCUGCUUGAAUAGUCCAUUUAGCACUUAUUAUUAAAAAGUGGCUUGUCUACAGAAGGGGAUUUUCCUUCAGAGUGAGAUGUUUUGUUCUAACUUGCUUCAGAUGAAGUCAGGUUGGGGUAUCCCGUGCUUCUCUGCAUGGCUGCAGCAGUUUCCUGAUGUUCUAGUUGUGCGUGUGGGAUACAGUUGUACCACUGAUAGGCACCAACUCCUUACCUGUGUGUAUUUGGCAUUUAUUUGACAACACCUUCCCAAGCAAACUUGCAUGUUUCCAAGCAUUUUCUGCUAGGGGUGGGUACAGCUCUUGCUCAUCUGCUUGAGGCAGUAGAGAAAGAGCCGUGCUUCUCAGUCUGCCAGGAGCUGCAGGGGCAUCUGGAGUCCUGUGGUGAUGUGACCUCAGCCCCUUUGGGGUGAGGGAAUAGGAAAAGCUCAGGUGUGCAAGGCUGGAGAGGGGAUGUUGGAGUUGCUGGAGCACACUGUGGUGCCUUGCAGGGAGGUCAUCUUCUGCUCUGUGUGGAGGAGGAUGAUGGACCUUGGGGCUCCUGCAGCCAUUGAGAACAGGCCCCUGCUGGAGUGGAGUGUGAUCUCCAGCAACAGCAGAAGUCUUGCUGUAUUCUUAAACUACAUUACCCAAGUUAUCUCCUGGACAGUGUGUUGAGUAAAGGCUGUCACAGAUCAUUAACCUGUGAGGGGUGUAAGAACCAGAGAGGAUUUGUACGAUUUCCAAAUACCAGUAUUAAAAAAAAAUCCGUGCCUCAAUUCCCCAUAUCCCAGUUUCUCAUUCCUUUCUCAGGACACUCUGGGGAUGUUAUGUCCUAUUUCACUUCCAUCCUUCCCAUUUGUUACACCAGUGGGAGGGUUGCAUGUUGCACAUCUGUGGGAGGUGAGGGGCUGGCUUGUAGCUGGCAGUUUUGGUUGGGGAUAGAUUAGUCUACAGGACUGAUGAAAAGCAAUGCAGGUACAGUGUGAGGAGUUGGGAACAAGUGAGUGAUUGCAUCCAUGCUCUGCGUUAUCCCUGGUGUGAAAUAGCAAGGGAGCUGCCUUCCAGUAGGGCUAGAGAAGAGCAUUGCUUUUUGCCAGAGUGGUUUCUCCUGGUGGUGUGCUUGGCUGUGAGGUCCAGGAGGAGCCCAUCUUGCCCUGCAAAGCCAGAGUCCUUUCUGUGGGCCACUCACCUUGCACAUUUGCUUAAGGAUUGAUAUGCUUAUAAUGCUGUUUUGCAGGGUAUUUGAGGGAGGUUGGGAGUUAGUAGCAUUGAAGUGUUCUUAAUAACUCUGUCUGUGUGUGUCCUACUUGGACUUUGCUUACUGGGGCAAUUUUCUUUAUCUGUAUGCUGGUACCUAUUAAAAAGAAAGGCUAUUUAAAUACUUUUUCAAAUAUCUUCUUAAGAUUUCACAGACAGAAAAAUGCCUUUCUGUGGAUUUGUACUAGUAAAGAAAUGCCUUGUGAAAAUUAGGUCUUAUAACAGAUUUGUGCUAACAAAUUAAAUGGGUUGCUUGUUCUAUCACAACAUGCUACAUACUUUAGAGCUGAAUUAUGGAAUGCUGGGUUCUCACAUGAACAUGUUUAUUUGGCAGGGUAUUAUUUUGCUUUUCUUUAUUAUUUUUCUCCUGAUGGUGCAGUUUCUACUCGCUGCAUGUAAAGAGAGGUGUGAGGACGGUGCAUGCUGGUACAGAAGGGUAGAGGCAGCCCACGGACCAUUGUUGGAGAAACUGGUGGAGGAAGGAUCACUUGAAAAUUCAAUCCGGCACAACUUGUCACUCCACAGCCGAUUUGUCAGGGUGCAGAAUGAAGGCACCGGGAAAAGCUCUUGGUGGAUGAUCAAUCCAGAUGGUGGAAAAGGAGGCAAGGCUCCCAGGAGACGCGCUGUGUCAAUGGACAACAGCAAUAAGUACACCAAGAGCAGAGGGCGGGCGGCAAAGAAAAAGGCAGCCCUGCAGACAGCCCAGGAGACGAGUGAGGACAGCCCUUCCCAGCUCUCCAAGUGGCCAGGGAGUCCCACCUCCCGCAGCAGCGACGAGCUGGAUGCAUGGACAGAUUUUCGCUCCCGUACAAAUUCAAACGCCAGUACGAUCAGUGGCCGAUUGUCACCAAUUUUGGCAAGCACCGAGCUCGAUGAUGUUCAAGAUGAUGAUGCUCCACUCUCUCCCAUGCUGUACAGUAGUCCAUCGAGCUUGUCCCCAUCGGUAAACAAACCGUGUACUGUGGAAUUGCCUAGGUUGACUGAUAUGGCUGGGACAAUGAACUUGAAUGAUGGACUGACUGAUAACCUCAUGGAUGAUCUCUUGGACAAUAUAACGCUCCCUCCCUCCCAGCAGUCACCCACAGGAGGGAUAAUGCAGAGAAGCUCCAGUUUUCCUUAUGGUUCCAAAGGUUCAGGGCUGGGCUCCCCAUCAAGUAGUUUCAACAACGCUGUGUUUGGGCCGUCGUCCCUGAAUUCCCUCCGCCAGUCACCCAUGCAGACGAUUCAGGAGAACAAGCAGGCCACCUUCUCUUCCAUUUCUCAUUACAACAAUCAGACGCUGCAGGAUCUCCUCACCUCUGAUGCGCUUAGUCACAGCGAUGUCAUGAUGACACAGUCUGACCCACUCAUGUCACAAGCCAGCACAGCUGUGUCCGCCCAGAAUUCCCGCAGGAAUAUAAUGCUCCGCAACGACCCCAUGAUGUCGUUUGCCGCGCAGUCCAGCCAGGGCGGUCUGGUCAAUCAGAACCUGUCCCAUCACCAGCACCAGUCCCACAACUCCUCUCUUAGUGGCAGCCGUGCCUUGUCCAAUUCCAUCAGUAACAUAGGCUUGAGUGACUCCAACAGCUUGGGAUCCACCAAACAUCAGCAGUCACCUGUCAAUCAGUCUAUGCAAACACUUUCUGACCCGCUGUCGGGCUCCUCUUUGUACUCCUCUAGUGUGAACCUUCCGGUCAUGGGACAUGAGAAGUUCCCCAGUGACUUGGACCUGGAUAUUUUCAAUGGGAGCCUGGAGUGUGACAUGGAGUCCAUUAUCCGCAGUGAACUCAUGGAUGCCGAUGGGCUGGAUUUUAACUUUGAUUCCCUCAUCUCAGCUCAGAACGUUGUCAGUCUGAAUGUGGGGAACUUCACUGGUGCUAAACAGGCUUCGUCACAGAGUUGGGUACCAGGCUGAAGGAUCUUUGAGAACAGGGAAAACGGGCAAACAGGCCCUCAAACUGACACGAGAUGUAGAGAGAGAACCCUUUGCCAAAUCUGCUGUCAGCAAGUGGACAGUGAUACUGUUUACAGCUUACGACCUUUGUGAACCCUGCAUUAUUUUCCUAAUGAAGCAGACUGUUAAUAGGCCCCUUACUGGAGUGAAGAACCUACUUUUUUUUUCCCCUCUCUUUUUCUUUUUUUUUUUCUUUUUUUGUUGAAAAUUGAACUCAUUCUGAAGUAUGCAAAAUCUUCCUUUUCUGGGAUGGCCAAGCACCUGCUGUGGAGACAAUGUUCAGCACCAUCCUGUUGAGAAUACACUGUGUAACCUUUACACUAGUUACUUGUCAAUGAGUAUGUGGUGUUUCAAUAUAUUAAUGGUUUAUGGGAUGUUUUAAGUUUGCUUUUCUUUUUGGAGGUUUUCCCUGUCUGCCCACCCUCCCCCGCCUCCUACAGCCUCCAGUUUGAUUUCCAUAGAUUUUUAACCAUUUUUGCUUUCUCUCCCUGGGGAAUCUGAGGCACUGUGCACGUGCAUGGAAAUGACUGUAACCCAGCAGCACUGCUCAGGUGUCAGGGUUUUCUGAAGGUACAGCGUUUGUUAGCCCUGUCAGCCAGCUGGAUUCCAGAGAGGGGAUGUGCGUGGCCUGCUUGUUUGUUGGGUUGGUUGGUUUGUUUCUUUCUUAUUCUUUCCUGAAGUUUAAUGGUACAGCCCUGUUUUCCGUAAGGGUCAGCCCAGAGCUGGUGGCAAAGCAGGGGAAGCUGGCGAGUGUGCCUCUUGGCUCAUGAGGACAGACUGACAGCGGGUGCCAUUGCCCUCACAUGCACCAAGGCAGGAGCCCCUCUCCUGCCCACUGGAGCGGGCUCCCCUCCUGCCUUAGGUUAGCAAAGCUGCCCUCACUGCCGUGGGGAGCUGGUGAGGAGCUGUGGACUGAGCUGCCACAAGAGGUGGACGUAGUCACCUGUAGAGAUGUGUUUGGAAGCACAGAAAUUAAAGGAAACCGAGCGGCUGGGCAUCAGCAAGUGACUUGCGGUGACAAUGCCAGGAGCUGAGGCACAGAUCACUGCAGGGUGUGUUAUGGCAUUAGUGAUCCUUUUUAUUUUUGUUGUUGUUGUUGUUUUGGACAUAUCCUUGAUUAUUUUUUCCUUCUCAUUUUGUAUAAUCCAUUGUGGCAGAAGAAGCAGGAGUGGGAAUGGCACAGUAUCAUGCAAAUGGCUUUUCAUACGAGCAUAGAUUGUAGCAGGAUAAAUGACACUGAAAGACAAGGCAGUUUUAUAUAUUUUGCUUCUAAGAUUUUCUUUUGUAAAAUGGAUAAUAAUUAAUAAUAAUAAUGAAUAAAAGGUAUGGUGCUGUAUAGAUCCUCUCUAUAAUCUGGAAAGUUUGAUUACUUUUUAUUAGUAUCUGGGGGGGAGGGAUACAAAAAAAGAGGGGAAAACACCAGUGGUACAUAGGAAUUUGGUAUGAAGAGGUUCUGAAUAGGACAGUGUAUACAUAAUUCUCCAAAGCGAUAUAUGAAGUUUUUUUUUUUCCUUUGCAUAAAAGCAUUAUGCAUAUAAAUAUAUAAAUAUAUUUUAUUAUGUACAGAAAUGGAUCAUUAUGCAUGGAUGUUAGGAAAACAAAACUAGCAUUUUAACGCAAGGUCUCAGUGCAUGAGUUCCCACCGACCCGUGUCCCAUGCAAUGUGGAGUGACUCCCUCUCGCCACUGCCACCGCACAUGCACAGUCAUGCACCAACACUCACACGCAUUCGUGGGCCCUUCCUCACUCCUUACUUUCCAGGUCCCUGAGGUGAUUUUGGUGAAACAAUGGCUCCUAGUGUGAUGGAAGUUUUGGUUUUGUACCGUAGCCCCCAUGCUGUUCUCUCAUAAAGACGCACCUCUUGGAUUCUCCCCCCAGUUAUGACUGUAGGCUCUGUGCAGUUGUGGGUAGCAUAGCCCUGUAGCAUAUCAACUCUUUCAAGCAGCCAAGGGUUUAUCAUUUGCCUUUUAAAAAAACUUCUCUUUUCCUUUUAUACUGAGGGGUUCUAUUUGUUGGCACAUGGCCUAGUUUAUUACGUUCAUUGGAGCUGGCUGGUGCACAUUGCCCAUGUCUAUCAGCAGCCAGCUUCCCAGGAUGCUUGUGUGGCACAGCUGGGCACCCUGCUUACCCAAGUUGCAGGCACCUUUUACUGAAAUUGGUCAAGAGUUCAUCACUGGCCUCUCCUGAGCUUGUGCCAUUAGCUUUUAGCUUCACCCCAAAAUGUGAGUGUGUGCUUGAGGGCUUCCCUCUGGUAUUUCUUUCAUUGAGGCCUCUCUGCAGCUCCUGCCCUGUGGCUGGACUUGUGCCCCAGCCCCAUGUUUUGGCUGUCAGAGCUCACUCUGUGAUUCCCCGUGCUGAGGUGCAGCUUUUGAUCCCUACACAGAUGAGCCUCCAGUGAGACCCGUGGUGCUGCCCAAAGACCCACUGUCACUGACAGAUCAGUAAAGCCUCACUCAACAUUAUGGCCAAAGUCACUAAACCUCAUAAUUUAUGUUUUUUCUGGGUACAGAUUCAGUUCAUGUCAAAGGCAAGGGAAGGCCUGCUUAAAGCUUAAAUGAAAAGGCUGCAAAUUCUGCUCUGUUCCAGCAACUUAGCCUGCUUGGGUUCAGAGGAACUGCUUUCCACUGGCAGAAAUGAGAGACGAAACGAUGGCCUGCUCUGUUCAGAAAAUGGAUAAAAAACACUUGGUUCAGAGACAGUCCAUCAAUGGCAGAGAAGUUUUUUUUUACAGAAAUAAUAAAAGCAUUUGUGGCUAAAAGGCUUAACCUGCCUCCCAGCAAUGUCAAGGGGAGCGUUUCCAUUGGCGUGGCUGGGACAGCUUGGCCCCUGCUUUGGAGAACAUCCCAGUGCUCACUGAAGAGGGAUGGACCUGGCCAACCUCUUCAGUUUGGUUUGGUUUUUAUUGCUCAGUUUAGGGGCCAAAAUUUUCAAGCAGAAGUGCCUGGUAUCAGGCACCAAACAUCAGGGACUCCAGCAUGGUCACAGGGGAUGAGCUGCUCUGCCCUCAUGGCUUCUUGAAGGUCGGGGAGGGGACAGGUCCCCCCAGCCCAGGGGGAGGUCAUCGCCCUCUUCACCUGCUGAGGUGCCCAGCAAAGGCCCUUUUCUCCAGAGGUGCUAGAUAAAUCUCCCUGAAUUCAAAGGGCCAGUUAUUUAGCUGACAAAAUUAAGCCUUGAAUAGUUAGUCUGAGGAACCUACAUUCUGAAAAUUUGGCCUUUGAGUCUUUGAACGUGUUUAUGCCUAGAAGUUGUCCUUGUGAAAUCAUGUUGAACAGAUGAAGGUCAAGGUCACAAUUACAUGGUUGUCUUUUGAACACUUGGUCUCAACAAAAGGUCUAAAAAGGUGUUACUUAUGCAGUUUCUAGUCACAGGUUGGGGCUCGAUUUAAUCAUUCUGUAAAAUAAAUUUUCCUUUAAGAAUAAUUGGAUAGUUAAACCCUGCUUAACUCCAGAAAUUUUUGUGCCACUGCUUAAAAAAGUUACCUUUUAGGUCAUGUAUUUCUCCAAAAUUAUAUCAUUGCUUGGCAAUUGGUGUCCUGUAAGUGUUUCAAGCCCACAGUAUACCUUUGGAAUUGCCAACAGAUGCGAAGGGGGACCAGAUACAUUUCGUAACUAUGGGUUGGAAAAAAUGGAUUGUACAUUUGGCUUCACAUGUUUAACUUUUUUUUAAAAAGUUGCAUGAUUGGAAAAAAUAUGUAUACAGUAUCUGUAAAACUGUUUUAUCUGUUUCUGUUUCAAGCCAUGUAAAUUGGAAGAAUAUUAAAUCCACAGCCUUAUCGCGCAUGGCCGUCUUUACAUACCGAAGAGCUGAACAGUUUUUACUUUUCAUUUGGGCUAUCUUGUACUUUCAUUUGAAAGCAGACACUCUCACGUUGCAGUCUUACUGAGGAUUUUAUAUUAAAAAAAAAACAAAAAACAAUAAAAAAAAAUUGGAAAACAAAGAAAAAAAAGAUGCUGCCCUGGAGGAAUAUAUUACCUUACUACUCAGAGGUUGGAAGGAAGUUUGUUUUGGAGCAAAACCUGCCCCUUUCCAAAUGAAGUAGAGACGCAGUGCUUACUCCACUUGGUGUUAGUAGAUAUUGCCUUGUGUAUUCCAUUUUAAAUUGUAAUCUAGUUUGUAAAAGAGAUGGUGACGCAUGUAAAUAAAGCAUAAUGGAUCUCUACAUUGCA